AUGUGGCUGGACGAUUGGGCCAAUCGUCUCAACCACAAGCCGAUGGACCGGCCGCCAGGUUCGGAGAUGGCCUUGACAACGGUCGUAGACAUUGAAGCACUGGGGUUCUAUGGCCUGCAGUUCCCAUGGACGGAGGAGAUGCUACUGAGCUCCAAGUUUGGUGCCGAAUGGCUGACGCAGGCCAUGCACGUAGCUGGCACGCUGCCACUGGACAACAAGGUGACGAAGGUCAGCGCAGACCCGUUCAAGAUCACCACCGGAAACAAUGGUGGCAAGUUCCUCUUCGAAGUCGAGUAUCUGAAUCCCUCCGAGGACCUCCACACUCGUCUCUUCGCGAAGAUUCCUCACUCCAUGGAGACGGCGACUCAGUCCGACCGCCUCAGCUCCUCUGUGAACAAGCAGCCGAUGGAGUUUUACGAGCUCAACUCUUCGCGGCUUUUGGAGGCCGAGCUGCCGGUGAAGAUCCCGAGGUAUUACUUCGGUGACAUCAGCAAUGAAACUUCCAACUGGAUCCUGAUCACGGAAAGUGUGCCGUUCAAGGACCCCAAGCGCUUGGACUUCGAGGGCAAGACAAGAGGCGACCCAAAGGAGCAGCUGAAGCCCUUCGAGAUUGAAGGUCCCUAUGACAAGUGCAUGGACUGGUGUUUGCGAGGCCCCCCGUCCGAAUACUACAUGGCCCUGGUGAAAUGCGGCGCUCGCAUGGCCGGCCUAGCAAAGGCGGGGAAGUUUGGGGACGAGCAGCUCAUUGGCAAGUACUUUGAGAACUUCAAUGCAGUGCCGAAGGAAGCUUUCGGAAUGAAGCCUGGCUGCUCGGGGCAGCCGCCAAACCAGUUGAAGGCCAAGCUUGACACAGCGAUGUCCUUCAUGGCCGACACAGGGAAGGCGCUCUUCCCCAGCUUUUGCGGCACGGAGGCAUGGCAAAACAAGUUCAGAGGCACCAUGAUGAAGCUGAAUGCUUACCUCGCCGAAAUGAGCUACUGGUGCCAUUCGGACAAAGACUACAUCGCGUUCACCCACAACAACCUGAACGUUGAUAACGCCUACUUCUGGCGAGACGAGGCUGGACACUUGGAUCUCGGCGUGUUCGACUGGGGAAGCAUGGGCUCAAAGUCCUUGGGCUUUAAGAUGUGGUGGUGGCUCUACUGUGGGGAGUUCGAGGAGAUGUCUGCAAACAUGGACAGGUAUCUUGACUGCUGCGUGGAGUCACUCCAGGAAUACGGUGGUCCUCGUUUGGACAAGGAGGUCCUGCGAAUGCAAUUCAUUCUGACGGCUUUGUCACAGAUGUUCGGCUUGGUGGCUGCGGUCGGGCAGAUUUACAAGAUGUGCCCGAAGAAGGAGUGGCCCAGCAUCAAGGACCGUUACGAUCCCCGCGUCGGCGAGAACAUCCAUGGCAAGAGUACGCUGCGGCUCUAUCUGCAGGUGAUGCGAACCAUCUGCCUGAUCAUAGAGGAGUGGAAGGCUGACAAGGUGGUGGAUGAGUUCGAAGCAAAGGCGACCAGCACCUUCUGCCAGAAGAAAGACCCCUCAACUAUGACGGCAUGA
This is a messenger RNA of Symbiodinium sp. CCMP2592, 1542 nucleotides long. NCBI's taxonomy places the organism in Eukaryota, Dinophyceae, Suessiales, Symbiodiniaceae. The record is from the annotation of a GenBank genome assembly.